Messenger RNA from Lytechinus pictus (painted urchin), 5260 nucleotides. RefSeq names its product squamous cell carcinoma antigen recognized by T-cells 3-like. The record is from RefSeq and is a predicted model, not a curated record. The transcript is spliced from 22 exons. Bases 25 to 2904 code for a protein of 959 amino acids. NCBI's taxonomy places the organism in Eukaryota, Metazoa, Echinodermata, Echinoidea, Temnopleuroida, Toxopneustidae. Gene Ontology annotation, molecular function: protein binding; RNA binding. Gene Ontology annotation, biological process: RNA processing.
CAGAGGGCGUUUUCAACAAUCAAGAUGGCGGAAUUUGCGAAUGUUACAGAAUUGCAAAAUGUAGAAAUGGGGGAAGAGAAAGAGCUAGGCGCUACCUCCGAAGAUUCGAGUGACGAUAGUGAUGAUGAGGAUGCCGAUGACCAAGAGAUUAUUCAGCUCUUGGAUGAGGUAAACAGCAACCCAUAUCAAUACGAUGCACAUCUGAAAUUGAUCACAAUACUGAGGCAAGCGGGAGAGCUGGAGAAGCUAAGAAAAGCAAGGCAGAAUAUGAGUGAGCUAUUCCCUCUGACUGGAGAACUGUGGAUGCAGUGGAUUCAAGAUGAGCUUAAGCUCAUGGAGAGUGGUGACGAUAGACAAAAGGUCAUGGAACUCUUUGACAGAGCUGUGAAGGACUAUCUUGCUAUAGAUCUGUGGUUGGAGUAUUGCCAGUUUUCUAUCGGUGGCAUCGGCUCUCCAGAAGGGAUUGAGAACGCCCGAAGGGUCUUUGAGGAAGCCAUCAUGGCUGCGGGACUCCAUGUUGCUCAAGGCAGUAUGAUCUGGGCCGUCUACAGAGAGUUUGAGAAUGCCUUGCUAUCAACACUUCAGCCCCAGCCUGGGUCCAUCCCGACCGCUGAGCAGCAGAAGGAAUUAACUCAGCAGAUGAACAGAAUGUCUGGUAUCUUCAAAAGGCAGUUAGCGAUUCCAUUAAUGGAUAUGGAGCAAACAUUCUGUGAGUAUGACCAAUGGAUGUCAGAUAUAGGGGAAGAGAUACCAAACACCGUGAAAGAGUCCUAUCAGAAAGCUCUUGAUCUACUAGACACCUAUAGACCACUGGAAGACAGUCUUCUGACGGCCGAGGCUCCCAAACUAACCGAGUAUCUGACUUACAUAGAGCAUGAGCUUAAGCAAGGAAAUCCUGCCAGGAUACAGUGCAUCUAUGAGAGAGCUUUAGUUGACAAUUGCCUCAACAUGUCCCUGUGGAAGGAAUAUACAUCAUAUCUGGGUGAGAGUCUGAAGAUCAGCUCGGUGGUAUUGCCGGUCUAUGAACGAGCAGUGCGGAACUGCCCCUGGUGCUUCCUACUCUGGCAAGGUUAUCUCACAGCUCAAGAGAGACACAAUGAACCCUUCACCUCAAUACAGGCUGUGUUUGAGAAGGCCUUGGUUGCAGGAUUCUCAGGUGCAUCUGACUACCUUCAGCUAUGGCAGACCUAUGUAAACUAUCUGAGGAGAAGGAUUCAGUGGGACCAAGAGUAUGAGGAAGACAUGGAAAUAUUUAGGAAGACGAUGGAGCGAGCAAUCAUCUACCAGGCAAAGUAUUUUGACGCUGAAGGAGAUCCCUCAUCAAGUUUGCAGCGAUACCUAGCUUUUGUUGAGGCUAAAUACUGCCAGAAUGUGACGAGAAUGCGAGAACUCUGGAAUGACAUCAUGUCUAUGGGUCAUGCUAACCAAGCUCAGAUGUGGCUACAAUAUGUCAAUCUAGAAAGACGCUUUGGCGAUACCAAACAUGUGAGGAAAACAUUUCACCGUGCAAUUCACUCGGUCAGUGACUGGCCCGAGACGGUCUUUGAAGCAUUCCUGAACUUUGAGAGAGAGGAGGGGACACUGGAAACUUGGUGUUCGGCGGUGAAGAGGGUUGAAACGCAGAUGAAACGAGUCACAGAACAGAGAAAUAGGGCUGCAGAACAAGAAGCAUCAUGGACAAGGCAAGCAGAGGAGAGAGCAACGGAGAACAGGAGUCGGCAAAGAAAUGAGAAGAAAGGAGGAAAGAGGUCGUUCGAUGAACCAGGAACUAAUAAACAAUCACACAAGAAACAGAAGAGGAAUCCCGUGCCAGAUUCCAAUCCUAGACCUGAAUCCAGAGUAGAUGGAGGGACAGGACCAUCAACUUCAUCACCCUCAGCACCUGUGUUUAAAGUUCCACAACUGCCAGCACCUAGACUUGAGCCAAACGAUGAAGGUGCAAAAUCAGUUUCUGACAGAGUGAAGGAUAUUGAUAUGGAGGAUAUCCCAGAAGAGAAGGGCCUCCUUGACCAAUCAGUGGAAUUCCAAAUGCAUAUGAAUCCCAAGAAGAAGAAACCUGAGCGUGAUGGCAACAACGACCGCCGGACGAUCUUUGUCAAGAAUCUAGACUAUAAUCUCACUGAAGAGAGGAUUAGGAAUGUCUUUUCAGAGUGUGGUGCUAUCAAAGAUGUAAGAAUGGUGACCAAUUACCAGAAGAAAUUCAAAGGUUUUUGUUAUGUCGAGUUUAAAGAUCAGGAAUCUGCCAAGAAAGCAUUGAAGAAAGACAGAGAGACCAUUAACAACAGGCCAAUGUAUGUUGACCCUUCGAAGGACAAAUCGGUUGCCACAAAGGAACAGAAGUUCUUGUAUGAAAACAAGAUGGAGAAGAAUAAACUCUUUGUGACUGGCCUCCCUCGAAAACUCACCAAGGAAGAGCUUGAAAAGACUUUUAGCAAGUAUGGUAAGCUCAAGGAUGCGCGCAUUGUAACCUACAAGAGCGGAGUCCCCAAAGGAUUAGCCUAUGUUGACUUCGAAGAUGAGGCGUGUGCUAGCAAGGCUGUGAUUGGUCUAGAUAACACUCAGAUUGGUGAGCAUACCAUCACCGUGGCUAUCAGCAAUCCACCCACCAGGAAAGCUCCCAUCAAGGAUGCUGCUGCAGCUCCUCCACCAUCCAAUCCCCCAGAGAGGCAACAGAAAUCCCUGGGCUCCAAGGGCAUUGUUGGUCCAAGGGGUAAAGGGCGCACCCAAGUCACGCUGCUACCCAGGUCACUCAAACAACAGAAAGCAGCCCCCAAACCGAAGCCUUCGUCAUCUUCUGACGCCAUGGAAACCAACGACACCACCAGCAAUGGCAAGGCUGAGGGCGAAGGACAGAAGAAACCCAAGAUGUCUAAUGCUGAUUUUGCCAAAAUGUUUCAGAAAUGAUGGAUGGAGACCGAGUAGGAGAGAUCUCUGGAGAUUACCGGGACCACUCUUGUCUUCAAGGCAAACCCAUUACACAAAGGUCAGCGAUUGAUCACGUAGUUGGUUUGUGCGAUCAAUCAUAAUAAUUAGCCAUAUGAUAAGUCACUGGAAAGACCCAGAAUGCAGUUCUAUGAAAUGUGUUGCAUGGAAAGAAGGAAGGUGAGUUGCUUGCAAAGAAGGAAUAAGUAAAUCCGUUCUGAUAAUUAUAUGAUCAUUCGUUAUAAAAGCUAUGUGUUAUGGAACACCAAAUGCAACAUCGAAGAAUCAGUUGCAUAUAAAGUAGAUUGAUUGAAAGAAGGAAGAUUUGAAAUGUUUUAUUUAGGAGGAAGUAGGGUUUCCCUUGGAGAAAUACGUUAGCAAACAGGAUAACAGCCCUUGUUGAUAUUUGCAGCUGAUAUUGUGUUUGUUUGUCAUGUUUUGCAUUUUAUUGUAAUAAUCCAACUCUUUCUUACAAUCUUCUUAACAUGUAUGAAUUUUAAAGAUUUGGUGGUAUUUUUUUUCUCAUGAUUAAGCACUGGUUUAAUUCCAGACUGAUAUAUUUCACUCUGCUCUUUUAUGGAAUGUUAACUUUUAUCUUACUUCCUUGACAUAUAUGAAAAAAUAUGAUAAACUAAAGAAUUCAUUGAAAAUCAUGUUCCACUCUUUUCAUAACAUGGUCUUAAAUAGCCCAAUUAAAUUAGGGUUAAUGUAACCAGGGCUACAGGAAUACCACAAAAUAAUUUCUAAAAUCAUGUCGCUCACUGUAUGAAAUCAUCAUGGCACGCCUCGUAUUUUAAUUCUUGUACACCUCAUAGAAAAUAUAUUCCUCGUUGUCAGCAGAAGUAUUUGGUUUUAUCGUGUAAAACACUAUUCUUUAUAUUACAGACAAUGUUUUAAUUGAAAGAAGAUUUGACUGGUUAUUUCAUUCAGAAUGUCUUGAUUUUCGUGAUGGUCAUUUUCAAAAUGCAUUAUUUUCUCUACGCGUAUUUGGUUGUGUAAUACAAAGCUUAAUCGUGUUUUCAAAAGGUGAAAGUUCAAAGUGUAGCUGUGUAUGUAGUUGAAAUGAAAGUUAAAGAUGCUUUAAUUUGUUUCUUUAUGUUAACAUUGUACGUAUUGACAUGGCUGAAAACAAAAGUCAGAUAUCUUCAGUACGUGGUUAUAAGUCAGCCUAAGUUUGCUUGAGAUAAGCCCUCUUUUUUUAUUAAUCUCAAGUGUGAAGAAACCUCAUAUCCACCAGACCAAGUGGGGGUAAUCAUAGCUAAAACACCAUGGCAUGUCACCUUUUGUUUACAGAGAAGUGGCAUUCUUGAUCCAAUGUUUUGGUAGCAUGUGAUGGUCAUGGUAUGGUAUCAUGAAUCAAUCAUUCCAAGCCAAAACAAAAUGUGUCUGGAUAAUUCAGCAGAUAGCAUGCUGUUUUGAAGAAAAAAAAACCCAAAUGAAACCCAUGAUGUGGCAGCUAAUUUCCUCAUUCUGAUCUGUUGGAAACAGUCUUUGCUGAGCUUGAGAUGAGGACUGGUGAUAUAUAUUUGUAUUCAUGCAGAAAAAUACGAGAGAAACCGGAUGCAAGGUGGUGUAAUAUAUGAAUGGUACAGACAGAAGAAGAAGAUGACAAAGAAGAAGAGGAAAUGUAAACAUAGAAGAAGAAAAAACAAAAAGACAAAGAAAAAAAUGAAGACAAAGAUGAAGGAGGAGGAGGAAGAGGGGAAAAAAGAGGAGAAGAACAAGUUUGUGUAUGUACAAUGAAAGUAUAUGGUUUGUCAAUUAUUCAUCACUUUCAUUUUAUAACUUUAUAACAAAAAAUUACUCGAAACUUGUAAAACAAAAAGUUUUUUUUUAUGUUAAAAAGUAAGCUAUUGUUAACAUAAACAAAAAGAAAAAACGAUUACUGUAUUCCUCAUUUCUCCCUUAUACUAUAUACUGAAAUAUUUUUUAAUAUUUUACUUUUAGUAUCAGUUUCUUUUUAAAUGUUAAUCUUGUCUCAGAGCUCAAAUAUUAUUUUCCUUUUAAAAAUGCAGAUGUGAUUGCGUUUUUAACCUGGUUGUGUAAAAGAUUACAUGCCCGUAUGAUUAAAUCAUAAGUAACGUGUGAAAUAUUUUUCCAACUAUAUUUUUAUCCAUUAGCGUGGUGUCUUUGCCAUUCCACGGCUUCAAAGCUUUUAACUAGGAUCUAAGAUUCAAAGAAGAUUGGAUUUUUUAUUAUGACCAAUUUUUAACACAUCCAUUGUUGACGUACAGUCAUAUAAUCACCAUGUGUAAAACAAUUAUCUUAUUUUGCCCACAUCAAGUUGAUCCACACUUGUAGUCUGUAAAAUACAUGAAUAAAUAUAUGUUCAUUUUAA